Messenger RNA from Anarrhichthys ocellatus (wolf-eel), 937 nucleotides. RefSeq names its product thioredoxin domain containing 17 (gene txndc17). The transcript has 4 exons. Gene Ontology annotation, cellular component: cytosol. Bases 115 to 486 code for a protein of 123 amino acids. NCBI's taxonomy places the organism in Eukaryota, Metazoa, Chordata, Actinopteri, Perciformes, Anarhichadidae. The record is from RefSeq and is a predicted model, not a curated record. Gene Ontology annotation, molecular function: protein-disulfide reductase [NAD(P)H] activity.
GUCACCUUUUGAGUAUUUCUCUCAGGUCCAGUGUUCAGAGGAGUAAUAUUUCUGAUAAUACUUGUUAGUGCUUCGUAUUAGGUAGUGCAUUUUCACGCGAACUCGGUCUAAACGAUGGCCCACUACGAAGAAAUGGCCGUGCACGGAUAUGAUGACUUCUGUCAGGCUGUAUCUGAGAGAAAGGGAAAGGACAUUUUUGUGUAUUUCUCUGGUAAUAAAGACGCCCAAGGAAAGAGCUGGUGCCCCGACUGUGUGACAGCGGAGCCCGUUGUAAGAGGACAGAUGACUCAUCUUCCUGAGGGCUCUGUCUUCAUCUACUGUCAAGUGGGAGAAAGGGCCUAUUGGAAGGAUUCAAAUAAUGACUUCAAGAAGGCGCUGAAGUUGAGUGGAGUUCCCACUCUGCUGCGAUAUGGCACGCCUCAGAAGUUGGUGGAGGAAGAAUGCUUCAAAUCAGAGCUGGUGCGGAUGAUGUUCACUGAGGACUGAGGGAUCCUGCGCUGUUCACAUCCGCCAUUUCAUCAUUUCUUCAAUGUUAAACAGUAAAUUCACCACCAUUGAAUUCCAGCGUUAUUGACAACCAUGCACAACGUUCAUCUCCUUCUGCAAUGUGAUGCAAAUCUGCAACUGUGUAAGUUUACUACCAAGAUAAUGAGCAUCCAACGUAAGACACAGCUACUCAAUUAAUCCAGCACUUGAACGUCUGCAAAGAGAAACACGAAGAACGGAUGUAACUCUAAUAGUGAUUCUUCUUGGGCUGCUUUAUGUGCAAUCACUCAAUUGUUAUUUGUUAUUUGAGUUUGAUAUGUUUCUUCAAAUGUAACGUUAAUCUAAAACACUAGUUGAUUACAUUUAUAAAAAAAAUCAUUGUGACCAUUUUUAUGUGAUUAUUUGUGUUGCCUUGCAGUAAGAAUCAAAUAAAGUAACACUUGAUGUUGAA